AUGGCGCUCGCGCUCAAAGAAAAAGGCAACACGCACUUUAAAGCCGGAAACUUCGCCAAGUACGCGCGGAGCUUCGGAAUUUUACUCCAAGGCGAGUUUGCCGAAAGUGCAGAUCGCCACGAUCCCGUCUAUCCGUCAAACCUCAGCGCCUCAUUGUAUGAAGAAGGCAACUAUUCUGGCGCUGUUGACGCAAUCCUGCGCGCCUGGAACGUUUUGAAGGACCGACCGGGAACGAAACAAGAGGUCAUCGCCAGGUUGUCGACGCGGCUGGCAAAGGCACUGGCACAUGGAUUCAAGUGCGGUACGAUCGACAACGCCGCUGUCGGGGCGAUCAAAGAGCAAGCUGCUCAUAUCGAAUCUGCCGCUUCUGCUGGAACGAGUACGAGCGACGCUUCGACCAGUGUUGAACACCCUCGUGUCUGGGAAGAGUGGGCGAGCCUAAGCGCACACCUCGACGACUAUGAUGAGAAGGCAGUGGCUGGGGCUCGUGCUCUGUCACGAUUGCCCAUCCUUUCCAAACCAAUUGACCCGACUCAGGAAUUGUACGACUUCGGUCACGACCACGUGUAUGACCUCAUGCAAGGCUGGGGUGCCGAUCGCAUUGGUCCUCCACGUCCUCUCAACAUAGACUACCUAAAGGAAGACCGUUUGGCCUUCUUAUAUGGCGGCGUCGGAGACGGUCGUCACGUCUAUGGUACGCUGAGUGGGCUGCACGCUACAUACCGAAGCAUCUCGAAAGCCCGUCAAGCCAAGUUCCGCGCUCACCUGACGCUGCUGGACAUCCACGAGGUCCCUCUCGCGCGAAAUCUUUCCGUCCUCAUGCUACUCCUGCAGCUGAACGACACGUCCGACAAGACAGAGCGAGCCGAGAUCAAUGCGACACUCAUGUACACCUUCGCUGGCGUCAUCAUGCCCCCCUACUGUCACGACAGGCUGCACGCGGUUUUCCGCGAUUUACGGAGGCGACUUUCUGCCAGCCCUCCCGAUUUGCCCCCAAUAUUCCAGGUGUUGCCCGACUCUAUCCCUCCCGUUUUGCGUACUCUCGACUUCUGGAUCAACACGAAAAGGUCGACGGCCCACCUGCUCUCCAUUCAUGAUCACGUCGGGAACUCGGGACGCGAGCCUACCGACGGCUUCCCGGGAGAAGCCGAAGACUGGCAAGUACGCGUCAAAAGCUGUUUCAAGCGUGAACGAGACGACUUCAGGCGGAACAUACUCGCCUUCCCGGACUCCGAACUCGUCUCGAUGGAAUUUGUGCCUUCGAACGUUCCGAAGUCGCGCGUGCGACAGUGGGUGAAGGCGAACCUCGAGCAGAUCGUCGACGAGCAGCUCAAGCAUCGGAUGGACGAGAUCCACACGCUCGAGUUGAGAUGGUACAGCGUCGCGAAGUCGUUCGUUCCGCCGCUGGAACUCUUCGAUCGCACUCCGGUGCUCGCGGACGCAUGGAAGGAGUUCGACGAGAAGCGUGUGCUCUCUUCGGCUACUAAGAAGAAGGACACGAAGUUCGGCGAUCCGGAACUUUACCCCUUCGGCAACGGAUACCCUGGUCGACAAGAGGAUAUCUUUUCAGCCCCAGAAGUGCUCGAGGAGUUCUGUCAUGAGCAAAAAGCCGCCAACAGGAGGACCACACCCAUGCCCUGCUUCGACGACGGCACGAGGACGUUUCAUAUAUGCAGCGCGUUCUUCAGUGAAACGGCGGCAGCCAUCAAGGCACUUCAAUCGCGACUCACUCUGGAGUUCGUGCAUGGCGGGCUUCCCGAAACGCUCUCGCAGAUGCGCGUCGGCGCCCUUAAGCGACCCGGAUCAUUCCCGAGUCAAUUCACCAGGAUGUGGAUGAGCAACGUGCCGGAUUACACGCAUGGGCCCUUGAACAUGAUUGUCUAUGCGACGCCGAGCCUUCAAAACGACCCUCAAGCCUCGCUGGCUAGCAACUGCCUGUUGAACACAAGCGUUUGGUCGAGCAACGAAGAGUUCUUCCACACCUACACACACUUAUUUCCAGAAGAGAUGCCUCGCUACCUCGGCUGUAGGAUGAUGGAUGCAGAGUUCAUCUUGGAUCAAUGCGUUCUCGGUUACAGGCAGCUCCCGCUCCCUCUCUCCGCCCUCGCCUCACGCGAUAACAUCAACGUUUGGCUCACCCGCGUACUGUUCCACACAUUGAUCCCUGGCCACACCCAAGAGCUGCCGAGGACCCGGAACGUUCGCCUCCCGCACAACAUCGUCGCGUUCUUUGGUCUCCUUGCACAUCUUCAACGAGUCGGGUACCCCGCGCACUGGCUCUCGGACUUCAUUUCACGCGUGCUCAGCGGAUCAAUGACCACCAACAUCGUGCCCUACGACUCCGCCUAUCCCAUCCCCGUCACAGCACGGCACCAACGCGUCAAUCCCCGGAGAGUGCGCACCGACCCAUGGCUCAUCGAGUUCGAGACGAUCAUCGCGAUCGCGCAACACGCUCUCCCCUUCCCGAUCCUUUCCACGCUCCCGCCUCACUUCGCGUGCCCGCGCGACCCCGAGGACAUCGCGCUCUGGGAGGCCCCCGUGCAGGCGACGCCCGCCCUCCGCAAAUUCGUCACCAACGACCCGUUCGCGGACCGCGGCCCGCACUCGCCCUUCCAGCCGUGCGCCCGCCUGCUCGUGUACCGCGCCGACGCCGUCCGGCUCCGCGCGCUCGUCGAGCCCGGCGCGAUGCGCCGCGUGUUCGAGGGCGCCGCGGGCGCGCCCGCGCCCGGCGCGCUCCUCGUGCUCACCGCGCUCGAGCGCGUGCACUUCGCCAAGCGGGUCCGGUUCCGGAUGAGCCGCGGGCGCGUGGCGGGGAUGCGGGGCGCGCCCGGGGAGAAGUGGUGCGCGGUGCUCGUCCGGGGCGAGGAGGGGCUGCAGGUGACGCUUCCGGUCCCUGUUCAGGACUGGGUCGAGUGCGCCGAGUAG
Molecule: messenger RNA, 2925 nt
Organism: Epithele typhae
Lineage: Eukaryota; Fungi; Basidiomycota; Agaricomycetes; Polyporales; Epitheliaceae
Exons: 11
Coding region: 1-2925 (974 amino acids)
Molecular function (GO): protein binding
Source: RefSeq, a predicted model, not a curated record